Messenger RNA from Marchantia polymorpha subsp. ruderalis, 888 nucleotides. NCBI's taxonomy places the organism in Eukaryota, Viridiplantae, Streptophyta, Marchantiopsida, Marchantiales, Marchantiaceae. The record is from the annotation of a GenBank genome assembly.
CAGUCUUAAAACUAUCUGUCACAACAACUCUGAAUCUGUCCCCCGAUCCAUCUUGUUGGUCAAGUCUCUUAAGCUUCCAGGCGAGUUUGAGUGCCAUGGCACGGUUCAGAAUUAGCAGCGUUGUGCUGGCUUCGAUCGCUGUAUGGCUGAGCCUCUCGAUGGUGGCCAGUGCCGCUGAGAAUCGUAGUUCCAUUCUGAACGCGUUGACUGACAGUUUUGCGGACCACGAGGUGUUCGUACAAUGCACCUGUGUUUACGACACAUAUCGCCGCACUUUUACGCCUAAAUUUCUUCUGAAGCCCGGGGCUAAUACUUCGGUGGAAGUGGAUCGCUGCCCAGGAGUCAAGCAGGUUGAAUGCGAUGUCACCAGGUACUCCAGGCUUCCGUUGGCUCAGGAGAAGUACUACAUGAAACUGCUCGUUUGGUACUUCAAGGGGCCAUCGCAGACCAAAUUCAGAUUCGACAACAGCGUUUUCUAUUACGCCGUGGCUCCGGACUUCAAUUGGGUCAAUUCUGCGCUCGUCUGGAGUAUGGACGUGGAAUACUACUUCACUCCAAAGUUCCUAAGUCCGGCAUCUGAAAACGUUUUAUCGAAGAAAAUCUAGCCUUCCGUCCUAAAGGAAUGAGGACUGAGGAAUGGGAGCUAUUGCAUUCUACAUCUUUGUAGAGAUAAUAUCCUACUUAUUGGCCGGGCGAUGGUGACACCUUACUGGAGCAGUGUUUCCGAUUCACCUUGUUAGUCUACAAAAUGUAGAGAUAGCUCUCGUAGAUUGUGGUUGAACUGGUCCUGCUUCCUUCUUCUGGGCUUGAAAUUCAUGUACUGUGAAGUUACAAGACUGGAACAAUUAUACGACUUCAGUCAGAUGCACGAAAUGAAUCUCGUCUCUC